GUGUUGGAUUCAGAGUUGGAGGAGAAACAGGUGGCAGAUAUUUUGUGCUCCAGGUACACUAUGGGGAUAUUAGUGCAUUUAGAGAUAAACACAAGGACUGCUCUGGUGUAACUUUACAUCUGACACAUCAAAAGCAGCCUUUGAUUGCUGGAAUGUAUCUUAUGAUGUCUGUGAACACUGUAAUACCACCAGGCGAGAAAGUGGUUGAUGCAGACAUUGCCUGCCAUUACAAAAGGUUUCCAAUGCACCUUUUUGCCUACAGAGUUCAUACACACAAACUAGGAAAAGUAGUGAGUGGAUACAGAGUGAGAAAUGGUCAAUGGACAUUGAUUGGUAGACAGAGUCCACAACUACCACAGGCAUUCUAUCCAGUAGAACAUCCUGUAGAUGUUAGCUAUGAUGAUAUCCUAGCUGCUAGAUGUGUGUUCAGUGGUGAAGGCAGAACUACAGAGACACACAUAGGGGGAACAGCCAAUGAUGAAAUGUGUAACUUUUACAUUAUGUAUUACAUGGAAGCCAAGCAUGCUGUCUCGUAUAUGACCUGCACACAGAAUGCAAACCCUGAGAUGUUCAGAAAUAUACCACAGGAGGCAAAUAUUCCUAUUCCAGUCAAGUCUGAUAUGCCAAAAAUCACACAUGGACAUCAUGAAGGUGAGAAAAAUUUUUCUUUGCAGCAGAAGGCCAAAAAAGAAGAUAUUUUGGAUCAGG
This is a messenger RNA of Mesitornis unicolor (brown roatelo), 708 nucleotides long. Its product is annotated as peptidyl-glycine alpha-amidating monooxygenase-like. Gene Ontology annotation, cellular component: extracellular region. Lineage: Eukaryota; Metazoa; Chordata; Aves; Mesitornithiformes; Mesitornithidae. The record is from RefSeq and is a predicted model, not a curated record. The annotation marks the transcript as partial. The transcript has 8 exons. Gene Ontology annotation, molecular function: copper ion binding; peptidylglycine monooxygenase activity.